CUUCUCGCUCUCGCUGUCUCCCCUUCGGACUGAACUUCGACCUCGACAUCACAAUGGCUAGCGGAAUUUUCAACUCCACCUACUACAAUAAAGACGCGCGCCCUGGUGCCGCUCUCCUGCGUGCCCGUCGUCCUUAUCUGUUCAAGAACGCCGCCACCGGACUUGCCCUCGUGGCGUUCACCAUUGGUGUCUAUUCCUACACGAUUCAUGCUGUCGGCCAGGAUGAGUUCUCCGACGUGAAAGUCCCCGAAACCCCCGCCUCGUCGCAAUCCAAGAAGCAAUAAGCAUACCGCCGCCGUCUGGCUAUGGACUCGAGGAAAUUGCAACGGAGAGUUUGUUAAAAUACUAUCUCAGCUAUGGUGUCACAAGGAUAUGGAGUAUAUUGGAGGACCUUGAAUCGUUAUCUCUUAGUUUGGGCUUCCGCACGGCAUGGAGCAGGCAGAACGAGGUUUGGCUACUGGCAGUUCCCACUUCCAGACUAUGGGAGUUACGAACCCCGGGGCGCAUGGGGCUUUUCCGGAGCGCGACUGCUUCCAGGAAGUACGCAGUUGGAGGUCCGGCACGCUGCUUGUUCAUGAGACCCUCCUCUCCGCCGAAUCUGUUGGGCCUGGCAUCAUUUGUAUAUUAACCAUUUUGAAUAAGCGAAGAUACCACCACCCUGCUCUAAUCAUGCGAAG
This is a messenger RNA of Aspergillus steynii IBT 23096, 677 nucleotides long. RefSeq lists its product as uncharacterized. Gene Ontology annotation, biological process: mitochondrial respiratory chain complex IV assembly. The transcript has 3 exons. NCBI's taxonomy places the organism in Eukaryota, Fungi, Ascomycota, Eurotiomycetes, Eurotiales, Aspergillaceae. Gene Ontology annotation, cellular component: mitochondrial inner membrane. Bases 54 to 284 code for a protein of 76 amino acids. The record is from RefSeq and is a predicted model, not a curated record.